AUGAACUUUCCGCCGCCGGUUAACCCGGAGGACCCCGGGUAUGGCCCCAUGGAGAUGGGGCUGGCCUGGACCUUCACCGUCUUCGCCAUGGCCGCCGUUGGGCUCCGCGCCUAUGUCCGUCAAUCACUAGCCAAGCGCCUCUCCAGCGAUGACUGGCUCAUGUGUCUCGCUUUGGCGUUUCACAUGAUCUCCAUGGGCUUCGUGUCUACUGGCUACUACUACGGCCUGGGCAAGCAUGAUGCCAGCUUAACCAUGGACCAGAUAAGCAAUGUCCUGAAAUGGUCAUGGCUCGCCAACACGCCGGGUCUCUUGGUGUCCAUCACGGCCCGUAUCUCUAUCGCCAUCCUGCUGGUGCGGCUCUUCGGCGUCCACGAGUGGUUCAAGUGGUUCGUCAUCGUCGUCACCGCCGCGUGCUCCAUCAUGAUCAUCGUCAUCAUCCCAUGCACAUACUUGCAAACGACACCAGUGAGCGGGAAUUGGAACCCGUUUGAUCCAAGUGUCACGCGCUGGAACCCAAAGAUUUACAUCACCAUGGCUUUCGUCGGCCAGGCAUUCAUAACAUUCUCCGACCUGACCUUCGUCCUGUUCCCCGUCAUCAUCAUCUGGCGGUUGAGGAUGGCCCUGACCCAACGGGUGGCUCUCAUCUUCCUCCUCGGCGUAUCCCUGUUCACCAUGGUCAUGUCCAUCCUCAAGACCAUCGGCCUCCAGACCAUCGCCGACCAGCAAAACGACCCUACAGCAACGGACGUCCUGUACAACGCCUCGCUCCAAAUCCUCUGGUCCUGCCUCGAACAGGCCUGCGUCAUCAUCAUGGGCUGCGUCCCGCCGCUGCGGUCGCUCAUGAGGCUGGAAUCGACACGCGCCCUGUCUGCCUCGCUGAGCAGUCUUCUCCGGCGUGCCAAGCCGUCCCAGACCUCCUCGAGCAAGGAGUACAAGCACAGCGGAUCCGGGUAUGCCGAUUUGGAGAUGCGUCCCGAUCAGCUCGGCCGGCUGGGCGGUUCCUCCGCCGUGGCCAUGCAUGAGCAGGGGACAUGGGACAGCCAGCAGGACCUGGUCAAGGGGAAUGGCAUGAUUAUGCAGGCUAACGAGUAUUCUGUGUCGUACAGCCAGAGGUAUGAUGGUAAUGUAUGA
Molecule: messenger RNA, 1131 nt
Organism: Chaetomium globosum CBS 148.51
Lineage: Eukaryota; Fungi; Ascomycota; Sordariomycetes; Sordariales; Chaetomiaceae
Exons: 3
Coding region: 1-1131 (376 amino acids)
Source: RefSeq, a predicted model, not a curated record